AUGAAAAGAAAGUGGGAUUUAAUUGAUGGAUGUAUGGAUCAGAACAUUUUCUCUUCUUUGUCUCUUGGACUUGGACUUUCAACAAGUUUCUCAGACAGCAAGGAGAGUUCAGCUACUUAUUGCACUGCUUUGUCUUCAUCCAAAGAGAUUAAUGAGGAAUGGUCUAUGCCUAUGGAUAUUGAACUGGACUUUGCACUUAAUCUUGGCUCCAAAAAUUGCUUUGGAGAGUUGAGCAUUUCCACACAGUCCUCCAAAUCAGAUAUUACCGGUGUUUGUCAGAGUCCCUCUCGGACACCACCUCUUCAAUUGAACACGGAGGCCGCCUUAGUAUUCAGCAGGACACCAAAUGCAGAUGAGGGAUCAACUUCAUUUAUACGUAAAUCAGGGCUUGUUUCACUUAAUCCAGGCGCUAUGGUUGGUGAUGUCACAAAGCAAGCUGAAAUGAAAGAGCUGAAGGCCGGACGUUGUACUGCAAGUCUCAUGGAGGAGGCAGGCAAUGUGAAUAUCUUGGUUGCACUAACAGUGCAGAAGGACGUACAGAUUUCUGUAUUGUUCAUGGUGGUGGCCAGAGGUGCAGUCAUCAUGAGGGCAGUAUCCAAGCUGCCAGAGGGAAAUCUGGAUUGUGUAUUUGGCAUGGUAGUGGCAAGAGACGUGAAACAGAAAAAUGUACCAAGAAUGCAGAAGGCCUAG
Messenger RNA from Sphenostylis stenocarpa, 690 nucleotides. NCBI's taxonomy places the organism in Eukaryota, Viridiplantae, Streptophyta, Magnoliopsida, Fabales, Fabaceae. The record is from the annotation of a GenBank genome assembly.